AUGCUUAUAGCUCCUAUAUUGUUGGGGCUUGCGGUUGCAGCUCCAAUUGAAGACAUACCAAAAAGAGCUGAUGUCGUAAUAAUGACAACUACACAAGAGAUGGGAUGGGGACAGCUUUUUGGCUUUGGAGGUACCACUCAACAGCCUGCCAUCGCAACACCGGUGGUUGCAACAACGGCAGCUGCAAUUAUACCAACAACUACUCCUAAAGCAUUUGCUGCAGCCUCAAAUAUAGCUACAGCAGCAAAUACUCCAGCAGCAAAUACUCCAGCAGCUGCAGCUGCAGCACCAGCAGUAGCACCCUCAACACCAUCAACAGCCCAGGCGGCACCAGCUUCCUCAGCAAACAACAGCAAUGGCGGCUUCUUCUCCUCUUUGUUGAACAUGUUUGGAGGCUCUCUGUCAAGCCCAGCACCAGCAGCUGGAUCUGUUGCGCAGGCAGCACCGGCAGCUUCCCCUACUCAGGCACCAGUGCAAGCACAAGCGCCGGCACUGGCACCAGCGGCCUCAUCAUCAUCUUCCGGUGGAAGUGGGUGGUUCUCCAAUCUUGUCAGUUCUAUAUUCGGAGGUGGAGGAGGAUCUACUCCUCAACCUUCAGUGCCUAGUACAGCACCAGCUGGAUCCGUAAAGCCAUCCUCUUCUCAAUCCCAAUUUGGCCUUGCCAAUCCUUCCACAAUUCAAUUGAAACCCAGCUCAAGUGCAGUUGGUUUCUCUAGUCUUCAGGUGUCCUCUUCGACUUCUGCAUCUUCGGGAGGAGCUCAACCAGCAUUCACAGGAUUAGUGACCGUUGAGGGAGCUGGCGGCGAUACUGGCUCAUCACCUUCAGGCUCCAAACCAUCACCUGGAUCAAACGGACAGGUCUCACAGAUAGUGAGUUAUGCGGAAGGAGGAGCUGGUAUCACUUAUUCCCCAUACACUAAGAGUGGUCAAUGUAAAAGUGCAAACGAGGUUGCCUCUGAUAUUCAAAAGCUUCUGGCAUUUGGAAUCAUUCGGCUCUACUCAGUAGACUGUUCGGGUAUCCAAAACGUAAUUUCGGCCAUGUCCUCUGGUCAAAAGCUCUUUCUAGGUGUUUGGGAUAUCAACAACAUCAAUAGCGAUUUACCUAGUAUGGCCCAACAGGUCUUGAGCGGUAAAAGAGGCUGGUCUGCUGUACAUACAGUUGCAAUUGGCAAUGAGGUCGUCAAUUCAGGGCGCGGGUCCGCCUCUCAGGUUGCCAAUGCUGUCAAUGCCGCCAAGUCUUGGUUUCAGGCCAAUGCUCCUCAGUACAGUGGUCCUAUCGUAUGUGUUGAUACAUUGGCAGCGGUGAUGGCCAACCCUCAACAAAUGUGUGGAAUUGGAGACUAUUUAGCAGUGAAUUGCCAUCCAUAUUUCAGUGGAGUUGAGGCCUCAACCUCGGGUACUUGGUUGAAGCAGCAGGUUUCACAGCUCCAGCAAACUUGUGGUGGUGGUAAGAGUAUUCUCGUUACUGAAAGUGGAUGGCCCAGCUAUGGUAACACCGUUGGCCAAGCAGUUCCAUCUCUUCAAAACCAAUUGUUAUCAAUCAAGAGCUUAUCCCAAGUUAUCGGCGAUCAGGUAAUCAUGUUUACCAUGUACAACGAUUACUGGAAAGCUCCCGGCGAUUGGAAUGUGGAGCAGCAUUGGGGCAUUUAUGGAGACCCCAGCUCUUAG
Messenger RNA from Australozyma saopauloensis, 1668 nucleotides. RefSeq names its product Scw4p (gene SCW4). Lineage: Eukaryota; Fungi; Ascomycota; Pichiomycetes; Serinales; Metschnikowiaceae. The record is from RefSeq and is a predicted model, not a curated record. Gene Ontology annotation, cellular component: extracellular region; fungal-type cell wall; cell surface. The transcript has a single exon. Bases 1 to 1668 code for a protein of 555 amino acids. Gene Ontology annotation, biological process: carbohydrate metabolic process; cell wall organization. Gene Ontology annotation, molecular function: glucan endo-1,3-beta-D-glucosidase activity.